CCUACAUCCGGGUCCCCGCCGCCACCGCCCCGCUCGCCGAGCCGACGGGAGCAGAGGGAGCCGAACCAAGAUGGCGGCGGCGGCGGCGGCGGGGCGAGGCGUCCCCUUCGGCUCCUCUCCGCCCGCACUCACCGCCACCUUCGCGGGCGGAGCCUCCGCCAACGGCUUCUCCAACGGCAACGGCGGCGGGGGCGACGGCAAGGCGGACGAGGAGGACGGGCAGAACCUCUGGUCCUGCAUCCUCAGCGAGGUGUCCACCCGCUCCCGCUCCAAGCUCCCCGCGGGGAAGAGCGUCCUGCUGCUCGGGGAAGAUGGAGCUGGGAAAACAAGCCUAAUAGGAAAAAUGCAAGGAAUUGAUGAAUACAAGAAAGGAAGAGGAAUGGAGUAUUUGUACUUAAACGUGCAUGAUGAAGACAGAGAUGAUCAAACAAGAUGUAAUGUAUGGAUCCUAGAUGGUGACUUGUAUCACAAAGGUCUCCUUAAAUUUGCGAUGGAUGCCAACUCUCUGAAGGACACUUUAGUUAUGCUGGUUGUAGACAUGUCAAAGCCUUGGACUGCCUUGGAUUCUUUACAGAAAUGGGCAAGUGUUGUAAGAGAACAUAUUGACAAGCUCAAAAUUCCUCCUGAGGAAAUGAAAGAAAUGGAACAAAAGUUGAUAAGAGACUUUCAAGAGUACAUAGAGCCGGGAGAGGAUUUCCCAGCUUCUCCCCAGAGAAGAAAUACUACAUCACAGGAGGAUAAAGAUGACAGUGUGAUUUUACCACUGGGUGCAGAUACACUUACUUAUAACUUGGGCAUUCCAGUACUAGUAGUUUGCACAAAGUGUGAUGCCAUUAGUGUGUUGGAAAAAGAGCACGACUACAGAGAUGAACAUUUUGACUUUAUCCAGUCGCACAUCCGGAAGUUUUGUUUACAGUAUGGUGCCGCACUCAUUUACACUUCAGUAAAGGAAAACAAAAAUAUAGAUUUAGUAUACAAAUACAUUGUUCAAAAAUUAUAUGGAUUUCCUUUCAAAAUACCUGCUGUCGUUGUGGAAAAAGAUGCAGUAUUUAUCCCAGCAGGUUGGGAUAAUGACAAGAAGAUAGGAAUUUUACAUGAAAAUUUUCAGACAUUGAAAGCAGAAGACAGCUUUGAAGACAUCAUAACAAAACCACCAGUCAGGAAGUUUGUUCAUGAGAAAGAAAUUGUAGCAGAAGAUGACCAAGUGUUUCUUAUGAAGCAGCAGUCCCAGUUAGCAAAGCAGCCACCAACUGCAGCUGGAAGGCCCGUGGAUGCCUCACCUAGGGUUCCCGGAGGCUCCCCUCGAACCCCAAACCGAUCAGUUUCAUCCAAUGUUGCCAGUGUGUCUCCUAUCCCCGCUGGGUCAAAAAAAAUUGAUCCAAAUAUGAAAGCUGGAGCUACAAGUGAAGGAGUCCUCGCUAAUUUCUUCAAUAGUUUGCUGAGUAAAAAAACAGGCUCUCCAGGUACUCCUGGAGUUGGUGGUGGCAGCCCUGGAGGUGGAGGUGGAGGUGGUAGCAGCAGUUUACCACCCUCUGCAAAAAAAUCAGGCCAGAAGCCUGUCUUAACAGAUGUUCAAGCGGAAUUGGACAGAAUUUCCCGAAAACCGGAUAUGGUCUCUCCUACCACACCUACAUCCCCUUCAGAAGGAGAAGCAUCUUGAAGAUACCAAAUAAAGCCAUUUAUUCAGUUUUCUGGGAUAAUGUAAACUUGCCUCUGCCUUUUCCUUCAAAAGUGGAAUUAGGGAGCAGAAAUGCUAUUUCAGAAGGACAAAAUUUAAUAUGUCAUUUUUUGUUGCCCAACUUUACAAAAAGGGAUAUGUACAGAAGGAAAAUUAUGCUACACUACGUAGGACUACUGUCUGCAUUGCCACUUUGCAUAAAGAAGUAAUUCUGGGGUUUUGUCAAACUCAAAGUAAUUUGUAAAACGGCAACAUAUCCAUUUGAUAUGAUAAGUUAUUUGAAAAGGCUGUUAACAGGAGGGUGUGGGGAAGGGAGGCGAGAGGAUAUGCAGGGCACUUGACUGACUUUGAAUCCCCAUCCCUUUUAGUUAUGGUUAUUAAAUUAAAGUUGUAAACAUUAACCUGCUAGUUUUGCUGGAAGAAAGAAGAUAAUCAGUUAACUAUUUUGUGCACCAAAAUAAAUUAAUUCAAAUAAAUUACUGCCACAAAUGGAAUAUGCUGAGAAAGCUAUCAGAUUUCCUAUGCGAUGAUAGAUUGUGGUCCAGUAAAUGCUGAUUGCGAUAUUACUUACAGAAAUAUUGACAAGUUGACUUUCAUCAACUGCAGGCGGGGCAUACCUACUAAAUAUUUAAAAAGCAAUGCAGAGGUUAUCAAAAUGUAAAGAGUAACAAUUUACAGACUUGUCUCUAUAUGGCUCAGCCUUAACACACCCCUUUGUUUUCCACAUUCAGUGAUCGUUUCAAAUAUUAGUCUUUAAAACUGUAAUCAGUUAAUAAAGUAUUUAUUCUCAGCAUAUAGAUUAAUUAAUUCAUUGCAUUCUUAUAUUUAAAUUUGUAUUUAUUAGCCAAUGAAAGAUUUUCUAGUAUUUUCUUAGUAUUCGGCUCAGAAAGAUUUAUUAAACUCUCGUGUUUCCCAUCUUUUCAUUAUAAAUUUAUCUCUGGCACAACUAGUUGGUAAAGAAGGUUGACAUUUGUGUAAUGUCUCGAUAUUAGAGAAGUACUAAGACCUGAUGGUCUAGUUUUUGUUCACUUUAUCCUUCUUCCCCCUCACCCCCCCAGGAUAUUUCUUACCCACACAAUCUUGUCCGCAUUCUUAGGAAGUAAAUUGCAUUCCAACAGACUUCUGGAACUCAUUAAGUUGUAGCAGAUACUGUUUUUCAAACCUUAAUUGAUGCACUAAAGUCCGAUCAUCACUUUAUUAAUUCACACUAGGAUAGGGCUUGACGACAGAGACCAUUUAAGAGUUUAAGUAAGGUCAGUUAAGAAGAAUAUCCGCUUUGGAUUUAAAGCCAGUUUUGUUUCAUUGUUUAAAAGGCUUUUCUGUUGGUGUGUUCUUAUUUAACAGUGUAGCAUUCUAAAAGAUGCUAUUCAGUGGGAUUUUCUAAAACGUUAAAGUACAACAAUCCCUCAAGGUAAGGAAAUUCACUCGUUUGUAAAUCUGUUUCUCCUAUCGAACACUAGUUAAAUUUCUUAAAUGUAGUUGAGAACUUUGGUAUACUAGAAGUGUGAUAUGAUUUAAAACUUACUUUAUAGCUUGGUAUGUAAGGAGCACUUUGCAAAAUGAAGGGUGCAUAUUAACUGAAGAAGAAAUUUAAGAAAGUCUAUUUUCUUAGGCAAAAUGGUUGAGCUAAGAAAUGGUUCUACAGUUGUAGGAAGCUAUUCUGAGGUAAUCUGUUAAUUGAAGCGGAACGACUUCAUAGUAUAAAGAGGGUAGAUACAAGAAGGAUAGAAUUGGUGCAUGGUGUACAUUUCUCCAUUCCUUAAAUAUCUGCUGCUGGGCUUGACUGACUGAAGAAGAGAAUGGUGUUAUACAUAUGGGGCCCUGGAGAUAGAUUGGAGAGAGAAUAUUGUAUAUGGCCAAUCUAAAAUCAUUGGCAUGGCUUGUUUUAGCUGAUUCAAUUGUAACUGCUUUAACCUUUUUUAAUUUUACAAAUAUUUUUGUACCGAUUAUUUUUUAAAGUGAUUUUUCCAUUCCAUCCAUUACAAAACCCUUUGUGAAACUGAACACAUGCCUCAACUAUUCAGUAAAUGCCCAUGAUAUGAUUUAUUUAUUUUUUGAACUUUCAGAUGUGUUUUGAUUUUCACUGUGAAAAUGCCAGAAUUGCAUGUUUAAUGAAUUCCUACAUGCAGCAAACUUAACAUUACUCAUUCUUUUAUUUCAUAAAAAAAAUUCAUCUUGAACUGAUUUAGCCAUAUAUGCCCAAUGAUAUUUAGGCUGUAUGCCAAAAAAGUGGUAGCCUGAAUACAGUUUUUUUUCUGCAGUAAAAUUUUUGGGAUCCCAUUAAAAUUAGGAUGGUUUUCUAAAGUACCCCAGUUCUGAACUUGAAAGGUACAUGGGUGCAACUUCAUCUCAGAGCUGAUCAUUUUUCAGAGAUCCUGAAAGGUUUCACUUUAGGAUUAUAUUUUGUGAACUCCCAUGAAUUAGCAUUAUUUCUUCUUGUAUCUUAUCCAGAGACCAGGAAUUUGUUGUUCCUGUUCUGCUGUUUGAUAGAAGUUAUUAGCCCCUUCACCCUUAAGAAGUCUCCCAAAUUUUUUUAAGCUCUGUAAAUUGCGAAGCAAAUUUGCACCUAUGCAUUUUCAUAAAUUAAUCUUAGUUCCCAACCUGAAUUUUUACAUGCAGUCCUUACAGUCCAUGCCAGACAUCUGAUUUUUUUUUGUUAAAUUGUGGAGGAGGAGGGGGGUUGUUCAUUAUGACACCCCAAGUCACUCUUUGAAAGUGUGACCAAAUAUGCUAAUACAGAAAGAUCCUUUAGAUUUUUGGAGUUGGGUAGAAACAUUGAUCUUUGAGGUGAUGGUCGGGCUUCAAAGUUUUCAUAGCCCCUGUUCUGGGCCUUUUCUGGUCCAGCAUUACCUUUUUUUGCACCUUCCAAUUCACCAUUAUUAUGGUGAUGAAGUUUUAAGCCUUGUGAAUGCAAUUGUGAUCCAAUUAUAAGGAAAAUAAAGGCUUAGCCCUGACAUUCUUUUCUCCCCUCUUUCUCCACUGAGGUGUGCCAGAAGCUUGAGGAUUCUUUUUCAAUGCAGUGUGGUUACAAUUGCACUAUAAAGUCAUUUUUUUCAAAAUUUUGUGAUUAACAUUGGAUUAGGUCCAAGGAGGCUGGAACUGGAAACAAUAAGGGGUUUGGUUAAUAAAUUAGAGAAAUUUCAGAUCCUGUCCUUUUCUUAGUGUGCAAAUAACCCAAUGAGUAGCAAAAGUAAAAUUAACAAAAGAUUCUGCUAUUCUUAAUAAUCGGCAUUAGAAUAGAAAUGUUGGAAGUAUUUUAAAUUCAGGCACCAUUUUCUUUGGAGACAAUUGGAAAUGAGUGAAUUCAGAAAACAUGUUUUGAAUUUAGGUACUAACUUGCCAGACCAUGCAAGGGAACAAGAGUGGAGCUUCUACUUACCUAUAAGUAAGCUCAAAAAAGAAACUGCAGGGCCUCUCAAAGCAAAAUGUUUGGUACUGUCAAAUCAAUAGUAUUGGGCGCUUACUAUGUGCAGAGCACUGCACUAAGCACUUGGGAGAGUACAAUGCAACAAUACUUUCCUGAAUUCUAAUGAUAUCCAAUGUAUCUUUCAGUAAACAGAAGAUAACGGUGGUAAACACCUGACUUGAAGUCUAUUGGUAUGUCUGAGGAGCUGAGGAACUUCAACUUCUAUCUUGGUUUUGAGCGAAUUAGUGCAAUAAAAUGGAAGUAAAAAAAAAUUUGUGAGCUGUUUGAGGUGGGUAAUGCUAGUCUACCUAAGUAUCUUCAGGGGUGAGACACAAAGCAGUUGCUGCCAUUACACUUAUGUCAACCUGGUCCUGAAAGUAGAGGAUGGAUUUUACUUAGCCUAAUUUCUACUCUCUGCAUCAUUUUUUAAACAGUUCUGUAAAGUCAAUUUAGGCAGUGAAAACUUUAAGAAAACCUAUCAGCAGUUCUGAGACCAUCCUAAUUCUGCCAUGGUCAGCCUAAAUUGGUUUAGCACAUUCGGGUAUAAAUUGUUAACGUUUCUACUGCAGCAAGGGAAGUGACGUUAUUAUGGCAAUGUGAUUUCUGGAAGGCUUUUUAUUUUUUUCUGGAAUAUUUUCCCUUCUCCAGACUCUUUUCAGAAUGAGUUUUUCUAAGUAACUAGUACCCAUGCUCAGUUUUUGUUUACCUCAUUUGCACAUGACACCCUUUCACUCCAAUAUACAAACCUCACCUCAAAACCAAGAUAAAUUUGGGAUUGAUUGAAGAUUGCCUUAACACUGCUAUAUCCCAACCAGUGGAUGUGCUUUUGAGCAUUCAUUUAAUCAUUAGUGUCACCUGCAAAUGCCAGAAAGGAGAAUAGGACUGAAUAAACACUUUCCAUGUAGAUGUGGCUGUGUAUGUGAAUCCUAAAAAUAAAAAGUAAAACAUUACCCAAGUUUUUGGAAUUCAAACUUGAAUUUUUAUCUGAACCUUCUUUAAACAUAUCUAAUCAUUACUCAUCUCCUGAAGUAUUAGGCACUAUUAGACCAUUGGCUCUGCUUGAACAUGAGGGCCUGUAGGACAAUCCAGAAAGCAAAAACUUCUUUCAAAAUAUCAAUUUAAAAUCUAAAUUUGGAGCCCAUCUAAAUAAAGGGAAUGAAGUUAGGUAGUAAUGUGGUUUUUUUUAUAUGCUACCCCCUUACCAGAUCCCCUUCCAUGUGAUAAAAAGGUAAUAUGCUUAAAAUCUAUUGACUACAUAAUGACUUCCUUUUGAUGUCUUUGAUUUUAGGGAAUUAUUUACAGUGAAGUCAAAAAUAGAUAAGGAAGAUGUCAAGUUUUAUCACAAAUAACUUAAGAACUAGUGCUGCCACUUUCUUGGUCUGUAAAGCACAGUAUCACAUAAAUAUUUUAAAACCACACCAAACUCUUGUUCCUAUAACCACAGGUAAGGUAAAUACACUGACAAUUCAGAAAUCUCAUGUUAGCUAGUAGUUUCAUAGCUUUUUACAGGAGCUGUCAAGAAAUCAAAAAUUUGGCUAGUGUAAACAUUCCUCCCUUCCCUUCUGUUUAAAGUAUUCUAGUGAAAUGGUCAAAAGACGGGUGGAGAGAAUAGAGAAGGUAAACAGCAAAGAACCCGAAUAAUCCACUAAAGGGAUAAUCAGUCUUUGGAUUUUUGAGAACUGGAUAUUCUAGAGGUUUGUGAGAUUUUAGUCGUAGAUUAGGUGCAAGUUUUGCUAACAAUGUGACACAAAUCUUAAGUUUAAAGUUGUGGGAAGAUUAUUCCUGGAAAGUGGGCUAUGUAAAUAUAGUUGUGUUCCUAAAAUAUGGGUCCGUCACCUCUCAAGCUUUGUACUGGCUCGUAAUUGAAUUUGGAGUUUUUACUAUUUCCGCCAAGUGUAUACCAUAUGCCCUGGACCACUGAUUUAUUAAUAAUGAGGUCAGUGAUGCUGAGGGAAAAUAGAAUUAAAAUAGGAAGAUGUCAUUUUUUCUUCAACUUAAAAAUAACGGCUACUGAGGUUAAUUAAAGAGGAAAUUGGUGAACACUGCUGAACACUGUUCAAGGUGCACUGUACAGCCUACACCUUUUGAAUAAACUUCCAGACUCUUAGUGUUUGGGUAGUUUUCCACUUUUUAGAUGAAGUGACUGCUGAAACACUACUCUGCGGCAUAUGCAAUGUAAUCUUAAAACAAGUAAUCUUAACAGAAUAGAGAAUGCUAAGUUGAUCUUUUCAGUUGUCUAAAUAUGCAAACCAAAGUACCAUCUUUGCCUUUUUUUCUUUGGAUUUCUGGCCUUUUAGUGUGCACCGUGGCAUGACUAAAUAUCUUCAAACCUAGGCACAUUAACCACAAUCUGGUUAAUGUAAUGGCUAAGGAAGAAAGGGACUGAGUCAUUUUCUGUUAGAGGAAACAGUUUUUUUGGUUUUGGUUUUUUCUUUUUCUGGUCAAAAGGCCCCUCAACUGAAUCUUACUUAAACAUUUGUUGGUUGCAGUUUUUCCUCUUGUUAUUCAAAAUGUUCGUUAUGGGCAAGUUUCAUUACGGGGUUAGCAACUUAAGUUGGGAUAAUGUGGAGAAAGACCCUGUGCAUAAAGCUGUCUUUACCAUAAUAAAUGGAUGUUAGAUAUCAGAAAUAGCAUUUUGAUAAUGCUCCAGGUACACUAGUAACCAACAUUUAGUUAGCUUUUCCCCCAAACUUAAAAACUAACGAUACUAAGCGUAUACUUUCACUUGUGCUAGUAGCAUGGACAAUUUGUUUUUGUAAGCUUUUAGAGAGGCCCAUUCCUUUACCACUCUGUCUUAUUAAAUGCUGUAAAUGAGCUCUCUCUCUCUCAUAGGAGAAACUGUCAGUUGACUUUCCAAUCUGGUAUAAAAGAGAGAUCAGAAUAGAGCUCUCUGAAUGCAUGAAAAAGCAAAAAAGCUCUUCAUAUGUAUCACUUCUAUUUUUGAGAAGAUAAUUUAAGUAAUUUAAAAAUCCAAAGACAGCCAGUUGCCUCUGUCAAUUCAGGUUGAUAACUUUACUCAAGUUCCUCUUUUCUUGGAAAAUAUAAACUGUAUAUGCCAGUCUCUUGCAAAAUGGCUACUUAUACUUAACUUUUUAUGUAUGCUUUACCUAAAUUAAAAUGAUUUCUUGCUAACUGAA
Messenger RNA from Tachyglossus aculeatus (Australian echidna), 8221 nucleotides. It is a transcript of the gene DYNC1LI1, whose product is annotated as dynein cytoplasmic 1 light intermediate chain 1. Gene Ontology annotation, cellular component: centrosome; cytoplasmic dynein complex. Gene Ontology annotation, molecular function: dynein heavy chain binding. Lineage: Eukaryota; Metazoa; Chordata; Mammalia; Monotremata; Tachyglossidae. The record is from RefSeq and is a predicted model, not a curated record. The coding region runs from base 71 to 1660 and encodes 529 amino acids. The transcript is spliced from 13 exons. Gene Ontology annotation, biological process: microtubule cytoskeleton organization; microtubule-based movement.